Molecule: messenger RNA, 1170 nt
Organism: Punica granatum (pomegranate)
Lineage: Eukaryota; Viridiplantae; Streptophyta; Magnoliopsida; Myrtales; Lythraceae
Source: RefSeq, a predicted model, not a curated record
UACCCACCCUUUCUCUCUCCUCCCUCCUUCCGCUGAACCCCCGAAGAUUCUCUCUCCUCCCCAAAUUCUAUAGGAAAACCCUAAUCGGCGACUCGCCGGAUUGCGUCGAGAGCUCGGUCGACGAUUAGGAUCACAGUGACGCUGUAAUGGGGACCCCGGAAACCUCUCGUGAGCCCUGCCCUGACCGGAUCCUCGACGACAUCGGUGGCGCUUUCGGCAUGGGGGCCGUCGGCGGUUCCGCCUUCCACUUCAUCAAGGGCUCCUACAACUCCCCCAGUGGUGCGCGUCUCGCCGGCGGAACCCAGGCCGUGCGCAUGAACGCUCCCCGGGUUGGUGGCAGCUUCGCAGUGUGGGGAGGCCUCUUCUCCGCCUUCGACUGCACCAUGGUCUACGUCCGCCAGAAGGAGGAUCCCUGGAACUCGAUAUUCGCCGGCGCCGCCACCGGAGGCUUCCUCCAGAUGCGCCAAGGGCUUGGCGCGUCGGCUCGAUCAGCUCUCUUUGGUGGUGUCCUCCUGGGCCUGAUCGAAGGUGCGGGGAUCAUGCUGAAUAAGUUCAUGAGCCCGCCGCCUCCUCCUCCCUUAAUAAUGGAGGAGCCCGGGGCAUACCCUCCGGGGCAGUUUCCAGGUCAAAUCCCAUCACAGCAGAUUCCUUCGAUUUCAAGUUCGAGCUCUAGUUCGGAUACUGGUUCAGGUUCAAGCUCAUGGUUCGGGGGUUGGUUCGGCGGAGGGAAGAAGGAGGAGGCGCCAAGCAGCGGAGCAAAGAGCGAGGUUCUGGAGAGUUACGAUACGCCCAUGCCUUCUUUCGAGUACAAGUGAUAAGUUUUCGGGGUUACAUUCUCAUAGUUGUUGGCUUAAUUUGGUGUUCCGUUAGGGGGCAUAAUAUCGGAGAACUGAGCUUUGAGCUUUUCAGGGCUCUGGCUUUUUGAUAAGUGUAAGAACGCAAUAUUGGUGAUUGCUUAAUCUCUUUCCAGUAUACAUAAUCGCUAUUGAAUUGUAGCCCUGCGGUUGAGCAACAUCCUUGUGUAGCUUACAUUAGUUUUUGCUCAUGUUUUCUCGUUGAGAUAUGAUGAACUUAGUGAGUUUUGGUCUCGAAGGUUCAAGACUUCCUGCGAUAGCUGGUUUGUGAUUCUAUCUGUUAGAUUCGAGAUUGGCAAGGGAAAGCUUGAGUUUU